AUGGAUCUGCCCGGGGUCAAGGUGCUUGUCUCGCAGAACCUUGUCCUUGUCGUCAUUUACUGGCACUACACCGUGCCGCCGGUCGCGUGGUCUGAGCGUAUCGCCGUCUCGGUCUUUGGCGCCGCGCUCGUCCUUGGUAUGAUCCUCUCCACCAUCCCCUUGGCCUGCGCCGUCCGCAUCCCUGCGAUCAUCGCCAACUUUGCCAACGGCCAUACUGGCCCGCUCUCGCCCAUCACCUUUGUCCUCAACUUUGGCGGCUUGCUCGCCCGCGUCUUUACCACUCUCACCCAGGUCAACGACGUCUGA
Molecule: messenger RNA, 306 nt
Organism: Thecamonas trahens ATCC 50062
Lineage: Eukaryota; Apusomonadida; Apusomonadidae
Exons: 3
Coding region: 1-306 (101 amino acids)
Source: RefSeq, a predicted model, not a curated record